Messenger RNA from Plenodomus lingam JN3, 2943 nucleotides. RefSeq lists its product as uncharacterized. NCBI's taxonomy places the organism in Eukaryota, Fungi, Ascomycota, Dothideomycetes, Pleosporales, Leptosphaeriaceae. The record is from RefSeq and is a predicted model, not a curated record.
AUGACGGCCAGUAACGUUCCUGUGUUCAAGUUCCAAUAUGAACCAGCAGAGGAGGAAGAAGACGAAGAGCUGAGAGAGAAGAAGAAGAAGGAGAAGAAGAAGAAGAAGAAGGAGAAGAAGGAGAAGAAGAAGGAGAAGAAGAAGAAGAAGAAGAAGGAGAAGAAGAAGAAGAAGAAGAAGAAGGAGAGCAAGACGAGCAUGAUGGGGGGAGAGAGGGCUGACCUAGUCUUGUCAUGCUUGGGGAUAGAGUCUCUUGGAGCACCAUUUCAGCCCUCGCCCCGUCUCCGUUCUCCGCCUCCGUUCUCCGCCAACGCCAAGCCGAAAUUUGUCGACGUCGGAACUCGGGGAAGAAGGCACGAACAACAAAGGCGCGCGAUCGCGGGAGAAGAAAGCUUGGAGGGUUUCCCUUUGGAUCCUGACAUCCAGCUUUCAGCCCUCGCCGGUCCAAUCCAGCUGAAACAUGGUGCGCAAAAAGAGCACCAGCACCAGCACCAGCACCAGCACCAGCACCAGCAUCCCCAGCGGCAACACUACCUCGCAUGCUUCCUCCUCAUCUGCCCAGGUUGGCGCCGCGACGGCGAAGAAGGCGGCAAACGAGCAACCCUCGACGACGUCGGCGCCGCUCAUCAUCUGUCGCAACAAUUGCCGCCCGAGGUGCUCGAGAGCCUGGCGCACAGCAACUAUCUCUCGCCACGCCCCCACCCGAUUGACCCCGCCGUCCUGUACGAUCUACUCAAGAUACGCAAGGCCGUCGAUGAGGCCACCAAUCUGGCUGUGCGCGCCACCUCUGGACUGACGGCCGCCGCCCUGAACAGCAGUCUGCAUGGCGGCAACCACCACCAUCACCACCUCUUGGGGCACGCGGCCGCCUUGGGCAUAGGCUAUGGUGGAGGCACCUCGAAGCUGAGCAGGGAGCGCAAGCAUCGCAUGCGAGAACUGGCCACCGCCAAGUUGAGCCAGGCCUACCACCUGGACGAAAUCGCCGCGAGCGUGGCCACGAUGCAGAGCGCAAGCACCCUCGAGGACGUGGCGCAAUUGGUCCUGCAGCGCGACCCCACGAACCCAGAUGCCAAAUACGUCCACUUCUUCCACGAGAAGAUUCCCAGCCGCAUGAUGGCCCAAUGCACCCCGCUCGACACCUUGAACGACAUCAUAGCCGAACGGCCGCACGACGGAAGUCCCCUGCGCACCCGCGCAUUGACGCGCAUCUUCAAGGAAGACUACAGCAAUGCCGCAAAAGACUUGAGCGACGCCCUGAGCACCGCUCGCUAUCUUAUGGCACAGCAUCGGGCGGGCAAGGAUCAAUUGGUGCUUGCAAAGACUUACCAGGACCAACAUGGCCGCGACUGGAGACACGAAGCCAAGAUAGCAGAAGAAGACCAGCCGAGUUCGCUCGAGACACAGCUCUUGUUCCACCGAGCAGGAGUCUACUUUACCAUGGCCUACCAACACGUCCACGCAGCCCUCGACGGCCUUCGCGAAGCAGAAGAAGCAAAGGCAACAAGGGAAGCGCAAACGGAAGCCGGCCUCGAAGUCGCCCCCGAAACGCCAGAGGAGAGGGAAGGCAACAGAGUCCGUGCCGAAGCCCGCAAGCAAGUCCGCCAGAACGCGAAACGGGCCAUUCGAGACUACACCGCUUUCCUCUCCCAUUUCGACUACACACCUGGUAUCUCGGCCGACGUUGCAGACGACUUCCUUUGUCGACUAGGAACCAACGGCCAUGAUCACACUUCCCGCUCUGCUUCGGACAAGAUGAAACCAAACCUGAAUCGCCUCCUCGAAUCCUCCGACACCUCCGCUUCGUCUUCCUCCGACGCCCUAGUCCCCCAUCGACGUCAACAAACCCAAACAUCAUCAGAUCGCUCCUCAUGGCCCAAACUGCCUCCACCAGAAAUCCACACUGUCUCCUCGCUCUUCUCCCCAUUGCCUCCUGCUUCUCUGCCACCGUACCCGCCACCCCCAACCUCGUCAACAACCUCGGCCUCUGCCGCAGCAGCAGCGGCCUUUGCUGAAUCCCACGAAAGCAUAACUUACCAUCCCCUCCUCACCGACGCCUUACACUCGCUCCUCCUCUGCCACGCCCUCGUCCAAACACCCCCAAAAGAACACAUGCGCCACGCACACAACGCCGCCCGUUUAGCCCGCAUCUGUGAUGGCUACCCCAUCUUCCUCGCCGCCCGCUCCCCCGCACGUGCAGACUGGAUCGAAGUCCUCCGCCGAGCAGGCAACUGGAUCGGCCUCGGCACCUCGUGGGAGACGCUUUGCCGUCCCGCCCCUUUACCUGGGCAGCAUGCCAAAUCGCACCCUGCAAACACUGACCUCACAAGAAACAGGAACGGAACUGGUAGCACCACCGCCUCUUCAACAUCCCCCUCCUCCUCCACCUCCACAGCGAAUACAUCCGUUCCCGAAACCGAGACCCAGAAGCGCGACCGCCAGAAGCACGAAGCCAUUUUGGAUGCAUUGGCGGAUGAGCGCGUCGUAGACGAGGAGUCCUUCCAACGCGCUGUCCGGGCCCGUGAACGCAGAUUUAGAGAGGAUGAAGAUGCAGCUAGGUUGGCGAGUCUGCAUUUGAAUUCGAAUUCCCAUGCAAACUCUCAUACACAUCCUCCUUCUCCUGUUCCACCAUCAACAUCAGCCCCACCCCCCUCACCCUCUGCUCCAACACAAAGCCAAGCCCACACCCAAUCGCAAACACAAACGCAUACCCAAACUCCAACUCCCACCCAACCGCAACCACAACCACAACCCAAGCGCUGGGCCCAAGACGACGCUCGCGAAUACCCAAUUUCGACGGAUCGCGCAGAGGCUAUUGCGCGCUGGGUUCGCGAGGCGCCGCCCGUGGUGGAGGGCGGUGGGGGGAAGAAGAGGAGGGGCAAGGGGAGGGCGAGGAGGAAGGAGGGCGAGGGAGGGGAGGAGGGUGGUGGGGGUGGGGGGGAGUGA